AUGACGAGAUCAUCUUCAUCAAGUGACGACCAGCCCCUGGACCAUGCGGCAGAUGUGAAGCUCCUCCCAUUAAAAGCACAGGGCAGCUCCAAAUCGGAUCGAAGCCCACAGAACACGCCAUCAACAAGUAGCUCAAGCCACACCCCCGAAGGCGAUGGCGAACCCUACGACAUUGGACAGCGCAUUGAGCAAGUUCUCCGGAACGACCGGUCGGCUCUGUCGGAAUCCUUCAACCUCGACCUCGAAGAUGGUGACUCUCUGCGCGCACUGAGCGAGGCUGAUGAUGAAGAUUACGGAGCGCUGCUGCAGAAGGACCAGCAGGAUACGUAUGCGAUCGAAGAACAGCGCGGCUGGAGGUCGAAGAUCCCGGCGGCAUUGCGCGGCCGCCCGUUGUGGCAGGUCGGACUUCUGCUUGUUGCGGGGGUGUUGCUUAUGGUGUUUGCGGCCAACGGCAUUAGAUGGAGGUUUCUGAGCGACCAGCCUGGGGAGUUUGAUUCCGUGCCCUGGUACCCGACCCCAUUGGGUGGCACGAGCAAGGAGUGGGAAGAGAGUUAUGGGAAGGCACAUGAUAUGGUUGGCCGAAUGACUUUGUUGGAAAAGGUGAAUGUGACGACCGGGACGGGCUGGAUGAUGGGGCUUUGCGUUGGAAAUACUGGACCUGCUGAGUUAGUGGGAUUUCCGUCACUCUGUCUACAAGACGGACCCUUGGGUCUACGGUUCGCGGACAACAUCACUGCGUUCCCAGCGGGCAUUACGACGGGUGCGACGUGGAAUCGCCAGCUCAUGAGAGCGAGAGGCUCUGCCUUGGGCGAAGAAGCUCGACUGAAAGGCGUGAAUGUGCUCCUUGGCCCCUCGAUGGGAGCACUGGGGUUGAUGCCUGCCGGUGGUCGGAACUGGGAGUCCUUCGGAUCAGACCCCGUUUUGCAGGCUGUGGCUGCAGCAGAGACUAUUCAGGGUAUCCAGAGCCAUGGCGUGAUAGCGACGGCAAAGCACUUCGUAAUGAAUGAACAGGAACAUUUCCGGCAGCCUAACGAAUGGGGCAUUCCAACCGCUCUGUCAUCAGAUAUUGAUGACCGCGCAUUGCACGAGGUGUUUGUGUGGCCAUUUGCGGAGAGUGUCCGUGCUGGUGUGGCUAGUAUCAUGUGUGCAUACCAAAUGGUGAAUGGAAGUCAUUCGUGUGAGAACAGCAAGCUGCUUAACGGGAUCCUCAAGGACGAGUUGGGCUUCCAAGGUUUUGUUCAAUCUGACUGGCUUGCACAGCGUUCUGGUGUUCAAAGUGCUUUGAGUGGUCUUGAUAUGAGCAUGCCUGGUGAUGGCCUAAAUUGGGCCGAUGGUAAAGAGCUCUGGGGCAGCCAUCUAACUCGUGCUGUCUUGAACACUUCUGUACCAGCAGAACGGCUCAAUGAUAUGGUGACUCGUAUUGUGGCGGCAUGGUACCAUCUAGGGCAGGAUUCGUGGGCGAAACCUUCUCCAGAAGGCGAAGGAGGUCCCAAUUUCUCAUCGUGGACAAAUGACAGGAUCGGUGGCUUACACCCUGGGAGCCCGGAUGACCGAACGGAAGAAGUUGUGAACCAUUAUGUGAAUCCUCAGGGUGUUGGUCCAGGAUCUCAUGGAGAGAUUGCACGGCAAGUGGCUGCGGAGGGGACCGUCCUCUUGAAAAAUGUCAAUGAAACACUUCCACUUAUGCGGAGUGUUACCAAGGCUGCUGGCAAGUAUCGUGUUGGUCUCUACGGUGAGGACGCUGGUUCUGGAAAAGGUCCGAAUUCCUGUGCCGAUAGGGGCUGCAACCAGGGCACUUUGGCAUCGGGGUGGGGGAGUGGUGCUGUGCAGUUCCCCUACCUCGUCUCGCCGUCAGAAGCCCUCAAGACGGCGUGGUCUGCCGAGAACACUGAAGUCAACGCUUAUUUGACCAACCAGGUGACCGAUGAGGACCUGGCUGAGCAGGACUUGUGCAUUGUCUUCGCCAACGCCGACGGCGGAGAGGGCUACAUCCAUAGCGAGGGUAUCAAGGGGGACCGAAAUGACCUCUUCCUUCAGCACAAUGGAGCCCAACUUAUCGAGCAAACAGCUCAGAACUGUGGCGGUGGUAGUGGAAGGACAGUGGUCGUUAUCCAUUCUAUCGGGCCUGUCGUUCUAGAGUCAUGGAUUGACCUUCCAGGCGUCCACGCCGUCGUCUAUGCCAAUCUCCCGGGCCAGGAGAGUGGCAAUGCCCUGGUCGAUGUCUUAUUCGGCGACGUCGAUGCUAGCGGGCGUUUGCCGUACACGAUCGGCCGAAAGCUGGAAGACUAUGGCCCCGGCGCGCAGAUUCGGUACGAGCCCGACGACCCAUUCCCUCGGACAAACCUCAGCCAAGGGCUUUACAUUGACUACCGAUAUUUCGACAAGUUCAACAUCGAGCCACGGUUCGAAUUUGGAUUCGGUCUCUCCUAUACUAGCUUCAACAUGAGCUCACUUCGCAUCGAAGCGUUGCAGAACAAGACCCAUUCGCCGGCUCCUAGACCUACAGACUCAGUCAAGGCACCGCACUAUGAAGCAGCCGCCAUCGAUCCCUCAUCUGCGCUGUUCCCGCCGAACUUCAACAUCCUUGGCAAAUAUAUCUAUCCAUACUUGACCACAUUAUCCGGAACUGCGCCCGCUCCGUACCCAUACCCGGAUGGGUAUAACAAAAAGCAAGCUCCUUCCCCUGCUGGGGGUGGCCUGGGCGGCAACCCAGCUCUCUACGAACCACUGCUCCAAUUGUCCGUUGAUGUUACGAAUACAGGCUCGCGCUCGGGUAAAGAGGUUGUGCAGAUUUAUGUCUCAUUCCCCGAAGACGUAGUUGAGCAUCGCGGACUAGGCUGGGCCAAGGAAACAAUCCAGUUCCCUGACCGCGUCCUUCGCAAUUUCGAGAAAGUGUACCUUGAGCCCGGAGACACCGUCACAGUGAACAUGACCUUGACGCGCAAAGACCUGAGCUAUUGGAGUGUGCGUGCCCAGAACUGGCUUCUGCCGGAGGGCAAAUUCCGCAUCCACGCUGGCCGGAGCUCGCGGGAUCUCCCAUUGCUGGCUGAGUUUUAA
This is a messenger RNA of Penicillium chermesinum, 3057 nucleotides long. Its product is annotated as beta-glucosidase. Gene Ontology annotation, biological process: glucan catabolic process. The transcript is spliced from 3 exons. Lineage: Eukaryota; Fungi; Ascomycota; Eurotiomycetes; Eurotiales; Aspergillaceae. Bases 1 to 3057 code for a protein of 1018 amino acids. Gene Ontology annotation, molecular function: beta-glucosidase activity. The record is from RefSeq and is a predicted model, not a curated record.